AUGUUUAACCCACACAUAUUAGAUUGUCCGGCGGUGAUUUUUGACAAUGGGUCUGGACUCUGCAAAGCUGGGCUAUCUGGGGAGAUCGGGCCCCGCCAUGUUAUCAGCUCCAUCGUGGGACACCCGAAAUGUAAGAUGCCCUCCACAGGAGCCAAUCAGAAGAAGUACUUUGUUGGGGAGGAAGCCCUGUACAAGCAUGAGGUCUUGCAUCUGCACUCGCCCAUUGAGCGUGGCCUGAUCACGGGCUGGGACGAUAUGGAGAAACUCUGGAGACACCUGUUUGAGUGGGAGCUGGGCGUGAAGGCCAGUGACCGGCCAGUGCUCAUGACUGAGUCCUCCUUGAACCCGAGGGAGAACCGAGAGAAGACUGCUCAAAUGAUGUUUGAGAGCUUCGAUGUACCUGCCUUCUAUUUGUCGGACCAGGCUGUGCUGGCGCUCUACGCCUCAGCCUGUGUCACAGGCCUAGUGGUGGACAGUGGGGACGGGGUCACCCGCACUGUCCCCAUCUUUGAGGGCUACUCCCUGCCUCACGCGGUCACCAAGCUCUAUGUGGCAGGCAGGGACAUUACAGAGCUCCUCACUCGGCUCCUCCUGGCCAGCGGGAGGACCUUCCCGUGCCCACUGGACAAGGCCCUAGUGGAUGACAUCAAGGAGAAGCUGUGCUAUGUGGCUUUGGAGCCCGAGAAGGAGCUUUCCCGGCGGGAAGAGGAAGUCCUGAGGGAGUACAAGCUGCCUGAUGGGAAUGUCAUCUACAUUGGGGACCAGCUGUACCAGGCACCCGAGGCCCUGUUCUCACCCGAGCAGAUGGGCACCCAAAACCCUGGGCUGGCGAAGAUGGUGUCCACCAGCAUUACCAAGUGUGAUGCCGACAUCCAGAAGACGCUCUUUGGGGAGAUUGUGCUGUCUGGGGGCACCACGCUGUUCCAGGGGCUUGACGACCGGCUGCUGAGAGAACUGGAACAGUUGGCUUCCAAAGGGACCCCUAUCAAGAUCACCGCGCCCCCUGACCGCUGGUUCUCCACAUGGAUUGGAGCCUCCAUUGUUACGUCUCUGAGCAGCUUCAAGCAGAUGUGGGUCACCGCUGCAGACUUCAAGGAGUUUGGGACAUCCGUGGUCCAGAGAAGAUGCUUCUAA
Castor canadensis (American beaver) is the source of this 1134-nucleotide messenger RNA. RefSeq names its product actin related protein T2 (gene Actrt2). The record is from RefSeq and is a predicted model, not a curated record. NCBI's taxonomy places the organism in Eukaryota, Metazoa, Chordata, Mammalia, Rodentia, Castoridae.